Drosophila serrata is the source of this 2308-nucleotide messenger RNA. RefSeq names its product NAD kinase 1a (gene Nadk1a). The record is from RefSeq and is a predicted model, not a curated record. Gene Ontology annotation, biological process: NADP+ biosynthetic process; NAD+ metabolic process. Gene Ontology annotation, molecular function: NAD+ kinase activity. NCBI's taxonomy places the organism in Eukaryota, Metazoa, Arthropoda, Insecta, Diptera, Drosophilidae.
CGGACUCAGGUAUCGCUUGAUCACCGAACAGCACGGUCGUGUUCGCGCUCUCUAGCCCCCCUUACUCCAUCCCGUGUGCCCAACGCCGAUCGCCGAGCGGUUUCGUUUUGUAUCGAUUCGAUUCGAUUCGUUCGUUCACCUGUUGCCGAUCGCUGUGUAUGAAAAUGUUUUAGCAAUACGAAUCUCUUGUGAAUUGUGCGUGUUCAGUGAUAUUUAGUGAUUAAGUGGCUAUAAAAAAGAACUCAAAAUGACGUGCCUCUCGGACAUAGACCUGGCCACCCUGCACCAGCACCGUCUGGAGGAACGGUUUAGCUACAAGUUAGCCUGGAGCGGCACUGGUCACCAUCAGACCCAGUACAAUGAUCUGCUGGUGCGACACAUUGCCUCACUAAAGCGCCAGAGGAUCAUUCAAAACAAGGCUAAUGUGGCCAGUACCAAGGCAAGAGAUCAGAAUACGGCUAACGAGAACUUGGCCAGCAGUCCGGGGAGCCAGCAGACCAAGUCCGAGGAGGAAACGGAUGAUGGUUACUUUGAUUCCACGACACGGCGUAGACGGAGCGGAACCUGGCCGCGCACCAGAAGUCUGAAUGCUCCGUCGCCCUUCCAGCAAUUUGGACCAUGUGGACGCAUUAUGAAAAACUCCGCCAUGGUGAUGCAGAUUCAGGAUCCGGCCAGUCAGCGCUUGACCUGGUACAAGCCACCACUUACCGUGCUGGUAAUCAAGAAGAAGGACUCGCAGGUUUUGCUACCAUUCGUUCAGCUAGUGGAAUGGCUGGUGCAAGAGAAGCACAUGGUCGUCUGGGUGGAGUCCGCCGUUCUAGAGGACAAGUUGCUGCGGGACGAUGUCAAGCUGGAGGCGGAGAGCGCAAAGUUCCGGCAAGUGCAUGGUGACUAUGCCGGAGUAAGGGCGCGAUUCCUGGCGCUGCGCGAUAUGCUGGUGACCUUCAAAGAUGGCCGCGAUGAUCUGACCGAUCGCAUUGACUUUAUUGUCUGCCUGGGUGGCGAUGGCACUUUGCUGUAUGCCUCCCAGCUAUUCCAACAGUCGGUGCCCCCAGUGAUGGCCUUUUACCUGGGUUCGCUUGGUUUUCUUACGCCCUUCCAGUGCGACAAUUUCCAAGAGCAGGUGACCAAUGUGCUGGAGGGUCAUGCAGCCCUCACUCUGCGCAGCCGCUUGUCUUGCUCCAUCCAUCGCAAGGGCGAGCGCCGCAAGGAGUCGUUGCUGGCCACGGCCAGUGGCAGCAAUCUGCUCAAGCCGAAUUUGCAUCGGCAACUCAAUCACAUGGACCUCAACAAUGGACCCAGUUGGUCCCUCAAGGCCAACAACAACAAUACCCCCAAUAACAGCAUCCUAGUGCUGAACGAGGUGGUGAUCAAUCGAGGACCUUCGCCGUAUUUGAGCAAUAUCGAUAUCUUCUUGGAUGGCAAGUAUAUCACCUCAGUCCAGGGCGAUGGCCUGAUUGUAUCGACGCCCACGGGGAGCACAGCGUAUGCGGCAGCAGCUGGUGCCUCCAUGAUCCAUCCCUCCGUGCCGGCUAUUCUUGUGACGCCCAUUUGCCCACACUCGCUGAGCUUCAGGCCAAUUGUCGUUCCCGCUGGAGUGGAGUUAAAGAUAUCAAUUUCACCUGAUAGCCGCAACACCUCACGCGUUUCCUUUGACGGACGCAACGACCAGGAGCUGAAUCACGGCGACAGCCUGAGAGUGACCACCUCUAUAUAUCCCGUGCCCAGCAUUUGCUCACAGGAUCAAAUCUCUGAUUGGUUCGACUCCCUUGCCGAGGGUCUGCACUGGAAUGUACGCAAGCGCCAGAAGUGCCUCGAUGAACUUUCGGACCUGACUACCUCCGGUUCAGAGGACCGGCUUGACGAGUUCGACAAUCUAAAGAUCGAAGCGUAGUAGUGCAAGUGUGCGCCCACAACCAAUCCAACCCAACUGACCCCCAAUUCGCAGUUUGUUAGCGUGGCCAAUUAGCCUAGUUGUAGUCCUAGUUAAUAGGGUUUGCUUGUGUGCAAUUUUUAUAGGCCUAGUAAUGUAGUGAAAAUACUCUGUUGUACAAUAUACACACACAUCAUGGAUCGCUUGGUUGAGUUACAAUGUUAAAUGUUAAUUGAAUGCGAUCGCAAUGUUUGUUUUUAAGCUAGACAAAUUCCGUUGUUGCUUGUGAACAAAAACCGAUUAGGCUUAGCUCUUAAGUUUCUAUUAUUGUAUAAUAUCUACAAUUAAUCGAGUCGAGUGUGCUAAGUACUUAAGCCGUCUCGCGUUAUCUGUACAAUUCGAUGGAGGUAAUAAAAACUGUAUUAUUUACUUAAA